CGUAGCCAUAAAGCGCGACAACUUUCUUUCCUCGUUACCUCGAAAGCCUGUCACGGAUUCUCGUGCGCGGUUACAGGACGGAAAAAAAAUCAAACAAAUCCGUGGUGUAAGACGUCAAGAUGGUGGCGAAGCAGAGAAUCCGCAUGGCCAACGAGAAGCACAGCAAAAACAUCACGCAGCGAGGCAACGUCAAAUCAUCGAAACCUAACACGGACGACAAAGUGGCAGUGGGUCCGUGGCUCCUGGCGCUCUUCAUCUUUGUCGUGUGUGGGUCAGCCAUAUUCCAGAUCAUCCAGAGCAUCCGAAUGGGAAUGUAACAGGAAGCGCGACCGCACCGCCCCGCGCAGCAGCGACGACUCGCCGAUCCUAACGUUCUCCUUCCUGCUCCUUCGCAAUAAAGGAAUUCCUCUCGGUACCUUUCUUUUUCCCGGGGUUUAAUUCGAGCGAUUUUCUGUGGUCCGAGGCGGAUCGGCGCACGAUUCCUCUUUCCUGUGCCUUACUAUCACGAGAGAGAUUCCCUCAAAGCCGUUAACCGCCGCCCACUGCGCUUCGUUCUCUCAAUGCAAGCUAAGAUUGUGACUCAUCUCCAUUUCUUACAUUCCUCUGGAUGAUGUGAUCAUUUUAUCUUUUGAUUUAACAUUCAACUGACCAAAAAAUAGUGGGGAACAGAACAGAAGUAUGGGAAGCAAGCAAUCAGUCAAUCAAUCAAAAGAUCGAUCUUCUCCAUUUGACCACUAAUGUAAUUGUCUUUCAUUCCGAAUUAUUUUUUUUGUGUGUGUGUGUGUGUGAUUCUGACAGUAUUUCUGUUAGCUGCCUCUGCGUGUUUCAGUUGUGAUUAGCGCCAGUUUCUGGGGUUUCAUCUCAUUUACAGUUCUCAGGCACAUAUACUGCUCUUUGGCAUAACCCCCACACAGUGACCUAGAAAUUGUGCGUACUCUGACUCGAUGGAAGCUUUGAAUAAGAUCACGGGGUGAAACUGAAAUAAAAUGUCAUCGAGA
Hemibagrus wyckioides is the source of this 998-nucleotide messenger RNA. Its product is annotated as stress-associated endoplasmic reticulum protein 1-like. Gene Ontology annotation, cellular component: endoplasmic reticulum. Bases 120 to 317 code for a protein of 65 amino acids. Gene Ontology annotation, biological process: endoplasmic reticulum unfolded protein response. The record is from RefSeq and is a predicted model, not a curated record. NCBI's taxonomy places the organism in Eukaryota, Metazoa, Chordata, Actinopteri, Siluriformes, Bagridae. The transcript has 3 exons.